AUGGCAAGUGUUGAAAAGAAAUCGUCCAAUUCUCGCAAGGAUCUCAUAUGUACGGUUUGUGGUGCACCAGCAACUGGUUUCAACUUUGCUGUGAUAACGUGCAUGUGUUGUAAAGCUUUUUUCCGUCGUAAUGCUUUGUUUGGUUUGUCUUCAUUGCAAUGUCGAUAUUUGUCUGAAAAAUGUUCAAUUAACAUUAAAACCCGUCGUGAUUGCUCUUAUUGUCGUUUAAAAAAGUGCUUUGAUGUUGGCAUGAAGAAGGAAUUGAUCCUAACCGAUGAAACGAAACGGAUUAAACGUGAAAAAAUCUUAGCCAAUCGUCAAAUGACAUUAAACUUAUUUCGUCCAGUGGAUACUUUUGAUAUCAAACGUAAUAGCCCCGUGAAACCUGAUCAUUCCACAAAUAUUGCCAAUAUUUAUAAUGCAUUUGAAGAUUACUGCUUUCUGCCAUUAGUGAAGUUCGACAGAUAUGAAUUUGAACUCGUUUCUCAACAGCCAGUGAAGUCUCGUAUCAAACUUCAACAUUACUAUCAAUAUUAUAUGACACAUGAAACAUCUUUAACUAAUUUCUUCAAACGUGUGCCAGAAUUUCGAACUUUUUCCGAAGAUCAACAGAUGGUGUUAUGUAAACACAAUAUGAAGUUUUUAGUACGAAUAAGUCUAAUAGAAACACGAGACCCAGAUUUGCCACUUUGGCCGGCAAUAAAUCUGCUUAUCGAAACCAUUUUCGGCAGAAGUUUACUUGAGGAAACGGAUAAUCUCUUACGAAAUUUCAAAGGGGAAAUUCACGAUUCGAGAUGCAUCCGAUUAUUACUCGUAAUAUUCCUUUUCUCAACGCAUUCUUCAUACAAUGGCUUUUUAGACACAUUAACUAUAUACAACAUUCAAACGAAGUAUACAGAAUUAUUAUGGACAUAUUUUAGUGAAAUUUACGAUUAUUCCGUCGUUUGUGAAAAAUUCUCAACAAUUAUUCGUCAUUGUCUACAUUUACAACGUAUUGGUUGUGACGCAGAAGCGAAACGUGAAGAACUGCAACGAACACGUCUAUGUAUUGCACCCGAAUGA
Messenger RNA from Adineta ricciae, 1062 nucleotides. Lineage: Eukaryota; Metazoa; Rotifera; Eurotatoria; Adinetida; Adinetidae. The record is from the annotation of a GenBank genome assembly.